Messenger RNA from Phytophthora infestans T30-4, 1129 nucleotides. RefSeq lists its product as uncharacterized. The record is from RefSeq and is a predicted model, not a curated record. Lineage: Eukaryota; Oomycota; Peronosporomycetes; Peronosporales; Peronosporaceae. The transcript has a single exon. Gene Ontology annotation, biological process: proteolysis. Gene Ontology annotation, molecular function: cysteine-type peptidase activity. Bases 1 to 894 code for a protein of 297 amino acids.
AUGCAGCUACGCUCGCGACUCGUGUCCAGCCCCGCUAUAUGCCAGUCUCCAUUCGCUCCGUCGUCACCAACUACAGAUGCGACGAUUUCAUUGCAAACUGUAACUUCCUCGCUUCAGAAAGACCCAAGAUCGGACCUUCUGGAGCUCCCACUGCCACGUCGUCGAGAUCGCACCCCUUUACGCACUGCUCGUAGUGCAAUGAGCGUCAAGAAACGCCGACUUUCGAGCGGCGACGAGGACUCCGAGGAGGCCAAAAGACGACGAUUUCGACUACUGCAAUCCGCUUUUGGGCCUGAAGAUAUUGUGGACGAGUCCAAUUGGAUCACGGGCACAUUCAUCGACCUGAUGCUCUGGAAGUUCGCCAACGAGUAUCCGGCCGUGCAUUUUAUGCCUACCGCCUUCUAUCACUUCCAUCUGGAGGCGGCAAUGCAAACCACGGGAUCUCCUUGGCGACGCAGCUUCAGAACCAAGAGAGACUACCAAGUGCGAGACGUUCACGGACGCCUCGUGGACUAUGGCAGUGACACGCCGUUGGUGUUCGUUGUGAACGUUGAUGGUAUUCAUUGGAACUUGUUCCGAGUGCAGCUAAGCCCCACACCGAAGCUGCAGCUGUUCGAACCGAUGGGGAGACUAGCGUCGAGGUCCGGGAUCUCGUACCGAUCAGUGCCUCGAGCGGUGAUCGAGUGGCUGGAUGUGUGCUACCCGCAGCACAAAUGCUGGCUGGGGCACACGGUAAGUGCCAUCACGAACAAGCAGCAGAUCAGUGGGUUCGACUGUGGCGUGGCGUGUCUGCUGUACGCGGACCUGUGUGGACGCGGACAGACUGGAGAGGAGAUUAACGACAAGAUCGACCAGAAGGCCAUCACGUCCUUCCGCAAGAAGCUGCAGCGGUAGCUCGGAGCGUACGGCGUUGGCUUGGAGAAGCUAUGGGUCGCGUGAUCUUCAAUGCACCUUUGAUAAUUAAUAAAGCUCUUGAGAUUUUAUAGUGAAACGAUACCAUAAGAUACGGGCGAGGUGGCCGAUCUAGCUCUUGGCUGUGAAGACAAUGAGUGGAAGUGGGGAACCUACGGUCACCCGUCUGAUAGACAGCUUAUGGAGUACGUAGAGUGAUGGGUAUCGGCAUGUCGCG